Molecule: messenger RNA, 4057 nt
Organism: Oncorhynchus nerka (sockeye salmon)
Lineage: Eukaryota; Metazoa; Chordata; Actinopteri; Salmoniformes; Salmonidae
Product: glypican-5-like
Exons: 8
Coding region: 1-1605 (534 amino acids)
Biological process (GO): cell migration; positive regulation of canonical Wnt signaling pathway; regulation of protein localization to membrane
Cellular component (GO): extracellular region; plasma membrane; cell surface
Source: RefSeq, a predicted model, not a curated record
AUGGAGCCUAAGAUCACCAUGCGCAAUGCAAAGUGUCGGCUGGAGUGGUGUAAAGUCCGCCGCCAUUGGACUCUGGAGCAGUGGAAACGCAUUCUCCGGGACACGUUCCAGUCUCUGCUAUCCUUCACUCUGAACCUGACCACUGGUCUGUUUGACAGUGCCUAUGAGCCCCUCUCCCAGGACGGUCGCCCCCUGGUGGCAGACCUCUUCUCCGACCUCUCUCUCUUCCUGGGAGGAGACGGCAACACCUCCAUGGAGCGCUCCGUGCACCGCUUCUACGACAACCUCUUCCCGCUGGUUUACCGGCGUCUUAUCAACCCUGGGCUGGCCUCGGCCCCACCCUCCUCUGAGCACAGCGAGUGUCUGCGCAUGACACGCCAGGAUGUCAACCCAUUUGGGUCCCACCCCCGUGUCCUGGCCGAGGGGCUGACCCGCGCUCUGAACGCAGGACGGGCACUGAGCCAGGCGCUGGUGAUAGGGGCAGAGGUGCUGAACGCCACAGAGCGGGCGGGGCUGGCCAGGGAGUGUGGGCGGGCUCUGGUGAGGAUGCAGUACUGCCCCCACUGCAGGGGCCUGACCCUGAUCCGGCCGUGUGGAGGACUGUGUCUGAAUGUGAUGCGGGGCUGCUUGGUAGGGCUCUCGGAGCUGGACGGGCCCUGGAGGCGCUACGUGGCCCUGCUGCAGGAACUGACAGGGGCCCUGGCUGAAGGCCACAACCUGGAGCUGGCUCUGCAGGGCAUCAGGAACCAUGUCAAUGACGCUAUUCUGCACGCACAGCUGCACGGGCCACGUAUCAGUGCCAUCGUUGAUAAAGUAUGUGGGCCUCUCACAGACACUCCGUCAGUGACAAGCAUACGUUCCACCCUGAAGGUCAUGACCUCUGUGAGUACCUCCCCGACCUCGAUGGUGAUGACGUCCUCCCCAGCUGAGGUCACACGGGACCACUUGUCGCAUACCAGGAGGUCCUUUCCUCUGAAACCAUCCAGGAAUAAUAAGCCUAGAAGUCUAGAAAAGAUCUCAAGAGAGUUUAUGGGCUAUAUCCAACGCUACAGGUCCUUCUUCUCUGCGUUGCCAGAGAUGCUUUGUGAGAGUGAGAUGGUGGUGGAUGACUUCACCUGCUGGAGCGGGGAGGAUGUGGUGGAGAGUUAUGUGGGCCGUGUUGUGGGUAACGGCCUUCAGGCCCAGAAAAACAACCCAGAGAUCAAGGUCCGCAGCAUCGACCCCAUCCUGGUGGGAGCUAGAGACAGACUAGAACAUUUCAAACGGGAAAUGCAGGGUCAGAUGGGCUGGACGACAGACUGGGGGGGGUGGGUGGAGAAGGGCAGUGGGACGAGAGAAGAGGCCAGCGGAGAGUGUGACGAUGAGGACGGAUGUCAAGGAUCUGGAGAUGAAGACUUUACCAAUGAGAGAGUGGACGUGGCCAGCACUCAUGUUCCUUUUGGGAAGAGCCCAGCAGUCAGGGAGCCCCCAUGGCACGUCCCCACUGCCCAACCCCCACCACAGGUAGCUGUGAGAGCUGCGGGUCACACCCCAACACCCCACCCAGCUAUCACCAUCACCCUCAUCCUCCUGUCUGCCCUGGCGUUACCAUGGCACCCACUCUGAAACCCCCUCCGCUAAUCACACCGACUGAGCACACAUGAGAGGUGGGGAGCAUUCACAAGAAGGAAAAGCAGGAAGAGGAGGAUGAGAAAAAGGACAAGAGGAGGAGCUCGCCAGCGAACCUGUUGCUUUCCCUCAGCUGCUCCCUGUUUGUUAGUGGGAGCUGGGCUGCAUGGCUGUGUUUGUGCGAUGUAGGAUGUGUCUCAUAAAAUCUCUCUCUCCCUUGCUGCCUUCUCCACUGCUGCCUUCUCCACUGCUUUUUCCUCACUGCCUCCUCCUCUCUGGUUCUCUGGACUGCCUGGUCUGUUGACCAUCAGAUGUGGCCAGCUACACAUCCCACUGCUCUCUAGUAGGGACAACCAUGGUUCUGGUGGUUCUCCUGCGGUCCUUAGAUUUAGGAACAGUAAAGUUCACAAACAGUGCUGAACUGAAGAAUGUAAUCAGGGCCUAAAAAGACAUCAUUUCUCCUCACCUCUCUACACGCAAAGUCAACCGUCAUGUUCUCUGGGGUCUCUCCAUUUGUUACUUAGUUUGCAUUUGAUUAUGCCACCUGUUAAUAGUCACCGAGCAUACUAUACAUGUUUAUAUCGUCCCAUGUGGGACUUAUAUUGUGUAUUCAUGUGUGGGUAUUUGUUUGUGGGUGUUUAUUUACCUAUAUUUACGUCUACAUGUUUCGUGGAAAAGUAUUUGCCCUUUUCUGAUUUUCUCUAUUUUUGCACAUUUUUGAUACUGAAUGUUAUCAGAUCUUCAACCAAAAGCUAAUGUUAGAUAAAGGGAACCUGAGUUUACAAAUAACAAAAACAUUUAUACUUAUUUUAUUUAUUUAAUUAACAAAGUUAUGCAACACCCAAUUCCCCUGUGUGAAAGGUAAUUGCCCCCUUACACUCAAUAACUGGUUGUGCCACCUUUAGCUGCAAUGACUGCAACCAGAUGCUUCCUGUAGUUGUUGGUCAGACUCUCACAUCGCUGUGGAGGAAUGUUAGCCCACUUUUGCAUGCAGAACUGCUUUAACUCAGUGACAUUUGUGGGUUUUCAAGCAUGAAGUGCUUGUAUCAAGUCCUACCACAACAUCCCAAUAGGGAUUAGCUCUGGACUUUGACUAGGCCAUUUCAAAACUUCAAAUUUGUUGCAUUUUAGCCAUUUCAUGUAGACUUGAUUAUGUGUUUUGGAUCAUUGUCUUACUGAAUGACCCAGCUGCACUUCAGCUUCAGCUCGCAGAUGGAUAGCCUGACAUUCUCCUGUAGAAUUCUCUGAUACUGAGCAGAAUUCAUUGUUCCUUCUAUUAAGGCAUGUCGUCCAAGUCCUGAGGCAGCAAAGCAUCCCCAAACCAUCACACUACCACCUCUAUGCUUGACCAUUGGUAUAAGGUUCUAACUGUGGAAUGCAGUGUUUGGUUUUUGCCAGGCAAAAUGGGACCCAUGUCGUCCAAAAAGUUGACUCAAGUAAAAAGCACCUGUGUCAUGUCCUGACCAUAGAACGCCUUUAUUUUCUAUGGUGGAGUAGGUCAGGGCGUGACUGGUGUAGUCCUUGUGUAGUCUAGUUUUUGUAUUUCUAUGUUGGCCUAGUAUGGUUCCCAAUUAGAGGCAGCUGUCUAUCGUUGUCUCUGAUUCGGGAUCAUAUUUAGGUAGCCUUUUCCCACCUGUUGUUUGUGGGAUCUUGUUUUUGUAUUGUUGCUUUUGAGCCCUUCAAGGCUGUACGUUCGUUUGUUUCUCUUUAUUGUUUUGUUGCUGGUUCACAUUUAAAAUAAAUAUUAUUUUAAUUAAUUAAUUAAUAUUGGUCUACCCAUUAUGACGAUCGUUACAACCUGGAAGCACCUGGAUGAAUAUCAAGACUCUUGGAAUAAUGUUCUAUGGAUAGAUGAUUUAAAAGUAUAACUUUUUGGAUGACAUGGUUCCCAUUAUGCCUGGCAAAAACCAAACACUGCAUUCCACAGUUAGAACCACGUACCAACGGUCAAGCAUAAAGGUGGUAGUGUGAUGGUUUGGGGAUGCUUUGCUGCCUCCUUAAUAGAAGGAAUAAUGAAUUCUGCUCUGUAUCAGAGAAUUCUACAGGAGAAAGUCAGGCUAUCCAUCUGCGAGCUGAAGCUGAAGUGCAGCUGGGUCAUUCAGUAAGACAAUGAUCCAUGUAAUUGUUGUGUUAUUUGUUCACUCAGGUUCCCUUGAUCUAAUAUUAAGUUUUAGUUGAAGAUUUGAUAAUUCAUUAUAAAAAUGAUGCAAAAGUAGAGACAAAUAGAAAGGGGGAAAAUACUUUUUCACGGCACUGUCUGUGUUUCUUUACCUAUAAUUUUCUUUCAUUUUAAAACUUGUAAUAAUGGCUUGUACAGUACUAGAACUAACCUACUAGACAAAUGUAAAUACACAUAUUUAUGUAAAUAUACAGUUUGUACUGUAUAAGGAUAGGAUGACAAGGGCUUAAUUGGAGUUGUUGCUGUGGAAAUAUAAACUUCACCAUAUUA